Microthlaspi erraticum is the source of this 1818-nucleotide messenger RNA. The record is from the annotation of a GenBank genome assembly. Lineage: Eukaryota; Viridiplantae; Streptophyta; Magnoliopsida; Brassicales; Brassicaceae.
AUGGAGAUCGUCUCAAAACCCAUAAAGCUGCUUCCUUUAUUCAUCAUCAUCACCACUGUGUUCCUCUUCUAUCCUCGUCCCGCGACGUCGGCUGAUGAAGACGACAUAAGAUGCUUACGAGGAGUCAAAACCUCACUAACCGAUCCCCAAAACGCGCUCAAAUCAUGGAACUUCGCGAACACCACCGUCGGAUUCCUCUGUAAUUUCGUCGGCGUCUCUUGCUGGAACAAUCAGGAGAACAGGGUCAUCAAUCUGGAGCUCCGAGACAUGGGUUUGUCCGGCCGAAUCCCAGAAUCUCUCCAAUUCUGCGGGAGCUUACAGAAACUGGAUCUCUCCGGCAAUCGAUUAUCCGGUAACAUCCCUCCAGAGCUAUGCAAGUGGCUACCUUUCUUAGUCUCUCUCGAUCUGUCCAACAACGAAUUGAACGGCGAGAUUCCUCCUGAUUUAGCAAGCUGCAAGUACGCGAACGCUUUGAUUCUGUCCAAUAACCGGUUAUCUGGUCAAAUCCCGGUUCAGUUCUCGGCUUUGGGUAGAUUAGGGAAGUUCUCUGUCUCCAACAACGAUCUAACAGGUCGCAUUCCGUCUUUCUUCAGCUCGUCGAACUAUUCCUCUGAUGGUUUCAGUGGGAACAAAGGUCUCUGUGGACGUCCUCUGUCUUCAACCUGUGGAGGGUUAAGCAAGAAGAAUCUCGCGAUUAUCAUCGCAGCUGGUGUGUUUGGUGCUGCUGCGUCGAUGCUGUUGGCGUUUGGGGUUUGGUGGUAUUACCAUUUGAAGUGGUCAAGAAGAAAGAGAAACGCUUUAACAGGAGUUAGUGGUUUGGCGCAGAGGCUUCGUAGCUAUAAGCUGACUCAAGUUUCUCUCUUUCAGAAGCCUUUGGUUAAGGUUAAAUUUGGGGAUUUGAUGGCUGCGACUAACAAUUUCAGCUCUGAGAAUGUUAUUGUCUCCACUAGGACUGGGACAACGUAUAAGGCGCUUCUCCCCGAUGGCUCAGCGCUUGCGGUUAAGCAUUUGAGUACGUGUAAGCUUGGGGAGAGGGAGUUUCGGUAUGAGAUGAAUCAGCUUUGGGAGCUUCGUCAUCCGAACUUGGCACCACUUCUUGGAUUCUGCGGUGUGGAGGAAGAGAAGUUUCUUGUUUACAAGUACAUGUCUAACGGGACGCUGCACAGGCUGCUGGAGAGUAAUGCGGUUGAGUUGGAUUGGUCGACUCGGUUUAGGAUCGGUUUAGGUGCUGCGAGGGGUUUGGCUUGGCUUCACCAUGGAAACCGUCCACCGAUACUUCACCAAAACAUUUGUUCGAGUGUGAUUCUUGUGGAUGAGGAUUUCGAUGCGAGGAUUAUAGAUUCAGGGCUUGCAAGGCUUGUGGCUCCGUUGGAUGGCAAUGAGAGCAGUUUCAUGGCUGGUGAUUUGGGAGAGUUUGGUUAUGUAGCGCCAGAGUGUUCUACUACGAUGUUGGCUUCGGUUAAAGGUGAUGUGUAUGGACUCGGUGUUGUGCUCUUGGAGUUGGCUACAGGGGUUAAAGCUCUUGGAGGGGAUUGUUUUAAAGGGAACUUGGUUGAUUGGGUGAAACAGCUUGAAAGCUCAGGACGAAUCGCUGAUGCGUUAGAUGAAGACAUUCGAGGGAAAGGGCAUGACAAAGAAAUCUUGAAGUUUGUUGAGAUUGCUUGCAACUGUGUGGCUUCAAGGCCUAAAGAGAGAUGGUCAAUGUUUCAGGCGUAUCAGUCAUUGAGAGCUAUUGCCGAGAAACAGGGUCAUUCGUUCACAGAACAAGAUGAUGACUUCCCUUUGAUUUUCGACACUAAAGAGAAUCAGAUUCUGUGA